CCGGCCUUGAGUGAGUGAAUUUAUCCCUCACUCCUUCCCUCGGCUAGGGAGGUACACCGCUUGCGUCGAACUGGCGCUGUCGUGCCUAUGUUGAGGUGAAUUUUAUCCCAACUGUAAAUAGAACAUAACUAGGAAAGCGGGAAACCUCAUCUGUUUUACCCGGGCACGGCUGGAUACGUGUCUCCAUCGGAGAGAGCUCUUUGAGCUUCGACAUGUCUGUGAUAUUACACACGGUGCUCCUAUCGGCGCUGCUUGCCGGUGUUCAUGGCGGCUCCUACUUUAUGACCGCCCCUCGCUCCAUGUUCAAGGGCGGCAGCUUUAACCUGACUGUGGAUAUCUUUAACGAGGUGACCACGGAGGUGGAGGUGGCGGUCGAGAGCAAGAUCUACAACAAGAGGAUCAACCGAUGGGAGACCAAGGUCAUGACCUCCGCCAACGGAACCUUCGGCAUGAAUACCAACAGAAAUGAACUGCACCAACUGCCAGCUGGUUGUCCGCGGCUCUAGCUCCUACAAGUUUGAGCGCUCCGUGAGCAUGUACGUCAGCAGUGUGGUCACUUCUGUGGUCAUCCAGACAGACAAAGCGAUGUACAGGCCUGGGGAUUUGGUUCGUCUCAGAGCCUUUGCUGUUCACGCAAAUCUGAUGGUCUACGAUGGACAAUUCGACGUAUUCAUAACUGGCACACAAGACACGAUGUACCAAACGUUCCAAGUGAAGAACUACGAGAUGCCAAAGUUUGAAGUCGACAUUGAUAUUGCAGCAUACGGGCUGACCUCUGAUGUGUCGCUUACUGGAUAUGUAAACGCCAACUCCAAGUGUCCACACCAGACGGGCUCCCUCCUAUCGGCAACACAGACCCGGUCUACGUGUACACAGUAGCCAGCUACCAGUUCACAGUGGAUGACCAGAAGUACUACUGCACCAACGAGUUCACGGGCAUGUUCCCGCUCACAGGACAGAACCUGACACUUCCGGACAACGGCAUACUUCCCGUGGAAGUAGACAUCCCAGACAACGCAACCAGUAUUACCGUUAAGGCCGGGAACCUCACCAGCUUCAGUGUCAGCGGAACCGAGGAUCUCUACGCUAUUACUUAUGUGAUCGUUGCCAGAGGCAUGAUUGUGGACACGGGUACGGUGAACGGGACAGGGAACCGAACGUUCACCUUUGACCUUAUGAUCACGACAGCCAUGGCGCCCACGUGCCGUAUCCUGGUGUACUACAUACGUCACGACAACGAGGUGGUGGCCGACAGCAUCGCCUUCCUGGUCGAGGGCCUGUUUGAGAACCGAGUGACGGUGUCAUUCGGCGUGGACAUCAGUGAGCCAGGCGCGGAGGUGGACGUGAGGAUGACCGCUGACCCCAACUCUAUGGUCAACCUGCUGGCCUUGGACGAGAGUGUACUCCACCUCAAGUCCGGAAAUGACGUCACAGUUGGAAGGAUCGAGCACUCCCUGCGCCGCUUCGACUUCGGCCAACGUCCAACCGACGCUGAGUUCGCCGUGUCUUACAGCGCUGCCAGCACCAUUGAGGUCUUCCAGAAAACUGGCCUACUCGUGCUCACCGAUCUGGACUUGUAUUCCAACUACCACUACAACCAUGACUGUGGCCCACCACUUGGAGAGACCCAGCCAAACCCCUACCCUCUUGGCAAGAAUGUCCUGGAGUCACUCACCGAAGAAGCAAAAGCAGAGGCCCACGCCAAAGCCCAAGGCAAGGCCAUCCCAGAGGUGUUCCCCGGAAUGGGUAACCUUGGGGACUACAACGCCAUGGGGCCGCCUAUGGACAUUCUGCAGGAGCAAGCGGCCCAGGAUUUCUUCCUGGAGGUGGAGCAUAUCAAGAGGAUUCUGCCCGAGGCCUGGCUGUGGGAGAGUCAUACUGUGGACUGCAAGUGUUCAGGUCCUUCUUCACGGUGCUGACUUGCCCAAGUUCUGUGAUCAGAGGAGAAGAGCUCGUUAUCCAAGUUACUGUCUUUAACUAUCUCACUGAGCCUGUCACGGUGAACGUGACGCUCACAGGCAAUGACAUGUUCCGCAACAUCUACGUAUCUAAGACAGGACAACAGACCUACGACUCCGACGACAGGGUUCUCCAGGUCACGGUGACCUCCUCGGCAUUAGCAUGGACAGUCUGAUGUCACUGAUGACUAUCCCCACUGGGUGCGGAGAACAGACAGUGGUCAAGUUUGCGCCAAGUGUCUAUGUGGCCCAGUACCUCCAAGCCACUGGUCAGCUCACAGAUGAGCUGAAGGAACACGUUGUUGACAUUCUGAUCAAAGGCUAUCAGAGGCAGCUGAUGUACAAGAGACAUGACGGGUCAUUCAGUGCGUUUGGAAACCUUGACGAGCGUGGAAGUACCUGGAGUGCAGGGAAGACCGUCUGAACUGCCAGUUCUACUACCGUUGGACCAACGCCACCUCCAGGGCUACCCGUCAUUUGGAACACCACAUCUUCUUGGACAUUGACCGCUUCACGCUGUCCAUCAUAAGCUACGCUCUCCGCACUGCUGGAAGUCAGAUGGCGAUCAAGGCCCACACCAGAUUGAUGGCUUACGCCGUUAGAGAUGAAAAGUUCACCUUCUGGAGAGACAGCGGCUACGACGAGGGAAGGACAAUGCUGUACCGACCUAACGAAUGGCGCCCACCUCGUGAGGUAGGACGCUCUAUUGACGUCAUCACCACCUCGUACGCCCUGCUGGACAGUUGUUUGGAGAAUGACCUCCAGUUGGCCUUCAGUGUGGUGCACUGGCUGCUUGACCAGAGGAACGUGCAGGGCGGAUUCGUCUCCACUCAUGACACAGUGUUCGCCAUGAAAGCUAUCGCCUCCUACGCCCAGAAGUACCAGAAACCCGACACAAACAUGACUGUGCGAUUCGAUUCUGAUAAAGAUGAGACACUUGAGUUCAACGUCACUUCCGAGAACGCGCUCACACUGCAGACAAAGCCGUUCAAAGAGAUCCCUGUGACUGCUUCUGUCUACGCCACUGGAUCAGGUCUUGCUCUGGCAGAGAUCGACUACAGCUUCCACGUCACCCAAGCCUUGGUCCUGCCUUCCUUUGACGUCAGCAUCGUGUGUCUGGACGAUGAUGUGGAUCAUUUCACUCUGAUGAUUUGCACAAAAUGGUUGCAUCGCACCGAUCUCACCGGCAUGGUGGUUCAGGAGAUCAGUGUGCCGUCCGGGUUCAAAGCCCACGUGGACUCACUGAGAGACGUGGCCGGCCUGAAGCGGGUUGAAAAAGAUGGGAACCUGGUCUCCAUCUACUUUGAUGAGAUCACAAAAGCCUCUCUGUGCUACAACCUGCAGAUGACUAGAGAGGGUCGCGUGGCCAAGAUCCAGAGGAACUACAUCAAGACAUUCGACUAUUACGAGCCAG
Molecule: messenger RNA, 3372 nt
Organism: Aplysia californica (California sea hare)
Lineage: Eukaryota; Metazoa; Mollusca; Gastropoda; Aplysiida; Aplysiidae
Product: CD109 antigen
Cellular component (GO): extracellular region
Molecular function (GO): endopeptidase inhibitor activity
Source: RefSeq, a predicted model, not a curated record